AUGCCCAGCGCCGACCUAGCCGCCAGGACACAGCAGGAGAAUGCCGCAGCGGGUCCGUCUCGACCCGCUAGCCGAAGCUCGCUCAAGUCCAAUCUGUCAGCACAGCUCUCCGGUCUCUUCUCGCGCAAUUCGAUGGACACGACGAAUGAGCGGUCAGCUCUCUUGCCUCCUUCGAGAGCUUCGGGGAGUGCAGGACAUUCCAGAGAAAGUACCGAUCCGGGUGCAGGUAGCUCGGUUGGGGGAGGAGGGAUAAGGCGGAAUUACACGCAAGAGAUGGAUGGGAAUGAGGAGGAAGAGGAUGGGAAGAUACCUGCUGCGGCGAGGACACCACAAAGACCACCCAAGAAGCGGAUGAACACCAAAGAAAUGGCCAAGAAGAUCCGCCAGCGGUCCAAAUACUACAUCCCCAUAACCGAAUGGUUACCGCAAUACUCCCUCCCGGUGUUCUAUGGGGACUUGACGGCGGGCGUUUCGCUGGCGUGCCUGCUAGUGCCUCAGGCCAUGAGUUAUGCCAGUGGGCUAGCGAAACUCACGCCUGUGGCCGGGAUCUGGUCCACUGCGCUCCCAUCCUUGAUUUAUGGGAUAUUUGGGACGUGCCGGCAGCUAUCGGUCGGUCCAGAAGCAGCUCUAUCGCUCUUGAUCGGCCAGAUGAUCCAGGAGGUCGUAAAUGACCCGGAUCACCCCGCUAAGCAUCCGGAGCUGGAAGGUGCUGCGAUAGCUAUUGUGACCACCUUCCAAAUCGGAUUGAUCACCAGCGUUCUAGGUCUCCUGCGUCUAGGCUUCCUUGACGUCGUGCUCUCCCGAGCGCUUCUUAGGGGGUUCAUCACCGCCGUCGGAAUCAUUAUCUUCAUCGAGCAGUCCAUCCCCAUGCUAGGCCUCUCUGCCCUCCUCGCAUCAAUCGGUAAAUCUCACAACGCCCCCUCACUCCCACUCGACAAGCUCGCAUUCGUCAUUCAGCACAUCCAGCAAACCAAUCGGCCCACCGCUAUCCUCUCAGCGGCGUGUUUGGCCUUCUUGAUCUUGAUGCGGGUGGCCAAAGCGCGGAUCGUGCAGAGGCCAGGAGGGGGCUGGGUUAGGUAUAUCCCCGAGAUCUUCAUCGCUGUUGUUGGUUUGACGUUCCUGGCUGGACAGCUGAGGUGGGACAGACACGGUAUAGAUAUCCUCGGGGAAGUCUCAGGCGGGACAACUAUCCCUAUUGGCUGGCCGCUGGACAAGCGGAGGAUGAAGUACUUUAGCUAUACCUUCCCUACAGCCUUCGUCUGUGCGGUGGUAGGCAUGGUGGACUCUAUCGUUGCUGCCAGGGAGAAUGGGAGCAAGUAUGGAUAUGCAGUCGGGCCAAAUCGCGAACUGGUAGCGCUGGGCGCGGCCAAUCUCGUCUCUUCAUGCAUGGUCGCGACGGGCUCCAUACCCAUCUUCGGGUCAAUCACUCGGUCCCGGCUGAAUGGGGCUACUGGCGCUCGGACCCAGAUAGCCAGCGCUAUCACUGCUGUGAUCAUGAUUGGUUCCAUCUUCCUACUUCCUUGGUUGUAUUUCUUGCCAAAGGCUGUUCUAGCUUGUAUCGUUGUGCUGGUUGUUUACUCGAUCCUCGCUGAGGCGCCGCACGAAAUCAUCUUCCUCUGGCGUAUGCGAGCAUGGACCGAUUUCCUUCAAAUGACUGGAACGUUCUUCCUCACCCUCCUAUUCUCUAUCGAGACUGGUCUCGUAGCUUCCGUAGUCUUCUCACUCAUCCUCGUCAUUCAGAAAUCCACCCAAACUCGCAUCAAGAUUAUUGGUCGAUUACCGAAUACGGAUGAGUGGGUUCCGAUCGAUGAGGACGAGGCCGCGCAAGAGGAGAUACCGGGUGUGCUCGUUGUGCGGAUCAGAGAAAACCUGAGCUUUGCAAAUACCGGUCAACUGAAGGAACGGCUACGGCGACUGGAAUUGUACGGGAUGCAGAAGAGCCAUCCCUCCGACGCUCCUCGACGAGAAUCCGCCAAGGCCGUUAUUCUGCACAUGGGGGAUGUGGAGACUAUGGACGCCUCAGCGUUACAGAUUUUGUACGAAUUGACCAAAUCCUAUUCCGAACGCGGGGUCGGGUUGCACUUUGUCCAUCUCCAUCCUGCCCAUCUGACCAUGUUUCAAUUCGUGGGCAUCACUGAUAUCUAUGGACCGCAUCAUUUCCAUCGGGAUCUGAGGGAGGCGAUGAAGGAGAUUGAGAAUCUGGGGUACGGGAACAGUGUCGUUUCUCGUUUCUAG
Dioszegia hungarica is the source of this 2235-nucleotide messenger RNA. Its product is annotated as sulfate transporter family-domain-containing protein. The transcript is spliced from 16 exons. Gene Ontology annotation, molecular function: sulfate transmembrane transporter activity. Gene Ontology annotation, biological process: transmembrane transport. Gene Ontology annotation, cellular component: membrane. The record is from RefSeq and is a predicted model, not a curated record. The coding region runs from base 1 to 2235 and encodes 744 amino acids. Lineage: Eukaryota; Fungi; Basidiomycota; Tremellomycetes; Tremellales; Bulleribasidiaceae.